AAUAAAUGAUGUUUUAAAUAAUUUUAAUGAGAUUAAAGUUAAUUAAAAUAAUACAAGUAAAUGCGAUAUAGUAAUGGAUGAAAAUGCCACCCUGGCUGCUUUUGUAAUUGGUUUUGAAAACUGUGCGUGCAUAAAUGGAAGUGAAGUUUUGGACUUGCGUCUUGCUGGUCCAGGUACAUUUGGUGAUUCAGGUGAAAGGGCAAAAGAGUACGCAUCAACAGACGCGACCAGAUGACAGCACAAGCAAGGCGGAAGCUAAAGAUUACGAACACAAACCUUUAGAUUUUCUUGUCAAUCAUCACAAGAACCCAACGAAUGAUUAUUUUUUACCUCCCGUUUAUAAUCCUAAUGAAGAAAAUGACGAAGACGAAGAAGAUGACAGUACUUAUGUAGAUUAUUACGAAGCUAAAGAAAUCAAUUACAAAGAUUCUCCUGAAGCAACUCCAAGAAGUGAUAAACAAGACGUUUUGAAUUUAGAUGAUAAAAUACCAUUACAUUCGACCAAGGACAACCUGCCUAUAUUUUUGUUAGAACCAGAAAAUACUUAUGUUGUUAAAAAUAAACCAGCGACACUGAAGUGUCGAGUUGCAAAUGCUUUAGAAGUAUACUUCAAAUGCAAUGGAAUUAAAACCCAAGCUCUUAACUUUGAGUUCGUUGACCCACAAACAGGAGUGAGGAUAAUAGAAGGAGAGUACAAAGUGACAAGAGAGAACUUCGACGAGUAUUUUGGUGACGAAAAAUACCAGUGUUCUUGUUUCGCUUGGACCAGCGGUGGUCAUAUUAGGAGUCAGCCUGCUACUAUUGAACUUGCCUUCAUAAAGAAGCAAUUCUCAGUGGCACCUGAGACUCAGUUGGUGAAGCAGUAUUCACCUGUGACCUUCCGAUGUGAGCCACCACCAGCCGCGCCAUACGCUCGUGUGUACUGGCUUAAAAACGGAGCUCCAAUAGUAACGGACGACAAUGUGCAAGUGUCUAAACAUGGAGAUUUGUACAUCAAAAAGGUGUCACUGUUGGAUAUGGCAAAUUAUACUUGCGUGGCAGAAAACUUAGCAGGAAAGCGAAUAUCUGACCCUGCUCAGUUGAAAGUUGUUGUAAACGGAGGAUGGACGACGUGGUCAGCUUGGAGCGACUGUUAUUGUGGUCAGAGGGAGAGGUCAGGGAGGAGGCGAGAGAGGUCAUGUACAGCACCACCUCCCCUCCACGGGGGACUACCAUGUGUGGGACCAGAGGAACAGAAGACGCAGGACUGCAUAGAUUGUGAUAUAGAUAUGUAUGUUGAUGGAAUAGACGGCUUAGCCGAUGAAUCAACAGGUAUAUCUUUAGAUCGUUGGUCACAAUGGUCAGAGUGGUCACCGUGCGACUCAGACUGUCUCCAGUCCAGAAGGCGGCGCUGUCUCAGCAGCUCAAGAAAGCCAUGCGUUGAUGCUGAUUAUCAGGUCGUGCAAUGUCCUAUGUGUGUGAGAACUUCCAAGUCCGCACUGAUUCAUGAUGGAUCUUCGUAUUGGCCUCUACUUAUAGCAUUGUCAAUUGCAUUUCUUAUAUUAAUUGUUGUUGUUAUAUUGGGAAUAAAAUAUAUGAAAUUUAAGAUGGCUGAAAAUUCGCCGUAUGUUAAACCGCCUUCAGGUACAAAUUACUUCGGAAACGUGAUAAGACGUACGCUGACCAACCAACCGGACCUGACGAUACACGAGGAGUUCCACACGAUGGACUCACGACGCACGCGCAGACAAAUGAGCACGUCGACAAACGCACGAAACGAGCACCUUUACGAAGUACCGCAAUUGGCUAAUAGUUACAUGUCACCAAUAGACCAUGAGGUAAGAAAUCAGGCCGAGGGCGACAGGAAUUUCGCUUGCAAGGAUAGCGUGGAGUUAGACCGAUCUGACUCCAGCUGCUUUUUGAGCUCGGGUUCAUCCUAUGGCAAUGAAAGUGUAGAAAUGUCAGGAUCUCUUCGCAACAACGCUUCUGUCGAUUCCAAAUUGCUUAACCCUCAACACUUGGAGACUGCGACCUCCAGAAUUGUGUCAGGCGAUGGAGGCUGGUUGAAUUUGGACAAAUGUGGGGCUAGUCUGUUUGUGCCAGAUGGGCUGGUCGAUAAAGAAGAGCUAUUCUCGAUUGAGGUCACCGAUGAAGAAUGGAACAGGCCAGUUCUGCGAGAAGGGGAAACUCAACUCAGCCCCGUAAUUCGCUGCGGCCCUAAGAACUUCCACUUCAGCAAGGGAGUCAUCUUGACAUUCCCUCACUGCGCAGCCCUCAAGCACACCAGCUGGCUCCUAUCCAUCCUGCAGAAACCCGAAGACAUCAACUCCAAAGAGUGGAGAAAAGUUCUGACGCUCGGCCAGGAGACCCCCGGGACCCCAAUCUUCGCCCAAGUCGACCCCUCUAAAGUUUUCCUUGUAAGCGAAUUUCUAAGCGACUUUGUUUUAGUUGGCCAAAGUUUCAGCGGUCUCGACGCCAAGUUAUUGAAAAUAGCCAUGUUUAUAUCGAAGAGAAUGGACGAUAAUUACUUCAGUUUGAAAGUGCACGUGAUGAAUGAUACGCCUUACGCUUUCCACGAGUGCUUAGAGAACGAAAGGCGCGUAGGCGGCACCCUGCUAUGCGAACCUAAAAUAGUUUAUUUCCAAGAGAGUUGCUCCGAUGUGUGCAUAAAUAUUCGAGAAGUGGGGGAAGGCUGGCGCAUACAGUCUGGGGGGAAAUACCAAGAACUGCCCUAUUCUCAAAUAUGGAACAUGAGCGUCAGAUCGGUGCAUUGUAUUUUUGUUCUACAACAAACUGAUUCUAUAAACUGUUUGGAACUAAACAUGAACGUGUAUCAGAAACAGAAGCAAUCUAACUCGGUCAAUUUCAACUUUAAAACGAAUGAUUUGAAUUCCAAUUUGAAUUUCAACAAACGGUUCAGCUACUCCGGCGUUUCGGUUGGCGGGACUGUCACUAUUGUAGAAAAUCCGUUCAAUUAUUCCUCGCUUUCGAAAAAGGAAAACCGAUACAACUUUGUGUUUAAAAACGAUAGUAUUUAUAGAAGUAAUUUUAGCACAGACAAUAAUUAUAGAACGAAUGCUUUGACUAAAUCAGAUAGGGUGAUUCUGUGCAAGUUGUUGGACUCGCAGACUUCGAAAGGGAACGACUGGCGUUUGUUGGCGGAAAAGUUGAAAAUAACCUCGUAUUAUUAUUACUUCUCGAACACGUGUUCCCCGACUGAAAAUAUAUUGAAUCUGUGGUUGUGUAGGAACAACGACGUUAAUAUGUUGGUGCAAUUGUCGAGAAUAUUCCGGGAGAUGUCUAGAAUAGACUGCGCCACGGUUGUUGAGAGACGAUGUUUCCCAAACUGAAUUUCAAGUAUUUAGUUUCGCUACGUUACGAGUUUAGUGUAGUUUAAGUAAGGCUUAUGUUUCACUGACGUAGAGCGGAGCGUAGGUAACACUUUUGUCAUAAAACAGCUAAUGUAUUCAUUCACUAAAUGAGGAUGACUUUCUUUACAGUAUUAAAGUAUUCUAUAA
Molecule: messenger RNA, 3497 nt
Organism: Amyelois transitella
Lineage: Eukaryota; Metazoa; Arthropoda; Insecta; Lepidoptera; Pyralidae
Product: netrin receptor UNC5B-like
Exons: 13
Coding region: 135-3329 (1064 amino acids)
Biological process (GO): netrin-activated signaling pathway; motor neuron axon guidance
Cellular component (GO): membrane
Molecular function (GO): netrin receptor activity; protein binding
Source: RefSeq, a predicted model, not a curated record